UUCCUACACGCCCAACAUUCGACAAUCCGUCCAAACCCAACCCUUUAUACCUGUACAGAUUCAUUAGGCUCACAGUUGACAAUGUGUUCCAAAGACGUUCAUGUUCGACUGAAUUACUGUCAAGAGGAACAACAAGUAUUGCCCUCAAAACCCACAACACGCAGUUUUCCUACCAAGCCCGGCCCACUCGAAACGAUCCAGGAUGUCCGUGAAGCUCAUGAGGAAUUCGACCUCGAGCUUCACGGCUUUCGUUAUGUAAAGGCACCAACCGACUUCAACAACUGGGACUCGGAGCUGGAGAUACGCAAUGUCUUGAUCCCCGAGAUGGAGGUUCUGUUACGUCAAGAGCUGCGAGGCUGUGACGAGAUACAUGUCGUGGGCAUUAAGUCGGAGCAAGGGCCUUCAGCAAGUGGUUGUAAUAGAAUGGUUCACAUCGACCACACUGUAUCGAGUGUCGAGUCAAUGUUGCAUCAGAAGUACGGAAUAAGGCCCGAACAUCUGCUCACCAGAAGGGUUCGUCUAAUCAACAUCUGGAGACCCGUCAAUUGCGUCGUGCACAGCGAUCCUAUUGCAAUCGCAGAUGGCAGAGGACUUGAUCUGAAGCGAGACAUCACAAGCUCUGACCCGAGCAUACCCAUCGGUAUUGGACGCUACCAUGAAGAGCGCCACUGGUACUACACGAGCGAACAAACCGAGGAAGAUGUCUUGCUGUUCAAGACCUACGACAGCAACCAAGCUGCGUCUUCCAAGGCAUGCCUACGCACAGCGUUCAUCAUACCCGAUCCCUCUGGCAGCAACUCGUGUUCCAAGGCGAUCGAGAUCCAAGUUUUGGUCUUCACACACCCCAACGACGAGCAGACCACGCACGUUCAUCAAGUAAAAGAGGUCGAGACAUUGAGAAAGGAACUCGGAACUCUUUCAAAUGACGUUUUGCACAACCAAGACGUGGUCAGAGCAGUCUUGGACCUCCGUCAGUGGGAGUCUCUGAAGGCGGCCGAGCAGAUGCACCACCUGGCGUCUGACCGUGACCAUUCACGUGCUGAAAGUCAAUCUCUGAGCAAACAGCUCAACUAUCUGGAGGAGUGGAUUAUGGGUCUUUACAUGUCGUGCAGUUUGUCUUCAGAGGAGACGGACACUGUCGAACAAUUGCGGCAUUUCAUAUGCUCCACGCCAAGAUUGCGCGAACGCUUCAGCCAGGAUGAGCAGGCAUACCAAAGCAUGAGACAGAGCAUGAAUUUGUUCGGAGCAGACGCUGAGUUGAUGCUUCUGCGCCAACAGUUGUACGCGCAGUGUAGAGAGACCGAGAGGUUGGCAGCCAAUAUUGAUGCUAAAGUCGAGAGCAAGAUGGAUGAAGGGUUCCAGGCUGCGGUACAGACGGCAGUCAAGCAAGAGCGCAGCAAGGACGAGUUUGUUAUCCAAGACCUUCGGCAGGAGAAUCAGAGACUCCGGCAGGCAUUGGCCGAGAUGAGUGCACUGGGCUUGUAAGGAAGAUUGUGUGGAAGAUGUGAUGACAGUGU
Molecule: messenger RNA, 1517 nt
Organism: Aureobasidium pullulans EXF-150
Lineage: Eukaryota; Fungi; Ascomycota; Dothideomycetes; Dothideales; Saccotheciaceae
Exons: 3
Coding region: 82-1485 (467 amino acids)
Molecular function (GO): oxidoreductase activity
Source: RefSeq, a predicted model, not a curated record